Corylus avellana is the source of this 681-nucleotide messenger RNA. It is a transcript of the gene C/VIF2, whose product is annotated as cell wall / vacuolar inhibitor of fructosidase 2. Gene Ontology annotation, molecular function: enzyme inhibitor activity. Lineage: Eukaryota; Viridiplantae; Streptophyta; Magnoliopsida; Fagales; Betulaceae. The record is from RefSeq and is a predicted model, not a curated record.
GAGUCAUAUUAUAAGAAAAGGAAAAGGACUAUCACAAAGUAAAAGCAUCACUGAUCCAAAACACAUAGUUCUCUCAAAUGGGUUCUACCAAUAUUUUCUUGCUCUCUCUUCUUUCCCUUGCAUUUCCUCACUAUAUUUUCGUGGCUGGAGACGCCAAUCUGAUCCAAAACACAUGCAAAAACACCAAAUACUACGAUCUUUGCCUAUCUUCUCUCAAAUCAAAUCCCACCAGCCUGAAUGCUGAUACCAAGGGAUUGGCAGCCAUCAUGGUCGGGAUUGGAAUUGCUAACACCACUGCAACUUCCUCGUACUUGUCUUCUCAGUUGCUUAGCGUUAAUGGAAAUGACACGAUCAAGAAGAAGGUCCUCAAGGAGUGCUCCGACAAGUAUACUUACGCUGCCGACGCUUUCCAAGCUUCUGUCAAGGAUUUGGGUGCUGAGUCAUAUGAUUAUGCUUACAUGCACAUCACUGCGGCUGCGGAUUAUCCAAAUGCUUGCCACAAUGCCUUCAAACGGUAUUCGGGAUUGGCUUAUCCGCCGGAGCUUGCUCGUAGAGAGGAUGGUUUGAAGCAUAUUUGUUUUGUAGUUCUGGGGAUUAUAGAUCUUCUUGGUUGAUGAUUGCCUUCCUUAAAUAUAUAAUGCAACUUUUCCCCUCAUUAUCUGUGCUAUGAUCUUCUUCUUG